UCUGAGGCCUCCUUUUUUCCAGUCAAUGCUUAUGGGUUAUUUCUUGUAUUUGGUAUUUCAUAUCUUUUCAUUGCCUAAUCCAGUCAGUAAAUCAGAAGGAGGCUAGUCAACAUGAAAUGAUCCAAGUUGCAGAUUGUAUAAUUUGAUCACCUUGGACCUGAUGACAACUGCUCCUCUGUUGCACGGUGAAGGGAGGAUUGAAAGUUGGAAUUGGGUUUUCAGCCAUGCUUGGGGAACACUGAACAUGGAGCAGAGUCUGGAGAUCGCCAUUGAUGUGUGAUGUUUGUGGAGCCCGAAACGCGAGCAGCAGCAGCCCAGUUACAGACCUCAGUUGGAACAGUCGUCACUUCGUUCCCAGAGGCUAUGAACCCCAAUAAGCGCGGCCGUGUGACUAACCAGCUCCAGUACAUGCUGAAAGGAGUUGUGAAAACCCUGUGGAAACACCAGUUUGCCUGGCCCUUCCAUGUCCCAGUUGAUGCUAAGAAACUUAACUUGCCGGAUUAUCAUAAAAUUAUCAAGCAACCCAUGGAUAUGGGGACAAUAAAGAAACGGUUAGAGAGCAAUUAUUAUUGGAGUGCAAGUGAGUGCAUGCAGGAUUUCAACACCAUGUUCACCAACUGCUACAUCUAUAACAAGCCGGGCGAUGACAUUGUGUUGAUGGCGCAGACUCUGGAGAAGAUCUUCCUGCAGAAGGUUGCUCAGAUGCCUCAGGAAGAGGUGGAGCUAAUGGCCUCAUUACCAAGGGGCAAAAGUCGAAAGCAGCCAGGAGUACAGCAGGUGCGGGCAGUGUCUUCAGCCAGUAAGCCAACUGCCUUUUCAGAAGCCCCUACCACAGCCUGUCCUUCUCCCAUCAUUGUCUCCACCGCGGUGCCAACAGCUUUGCUCAGUCAGGUCGCAGCAGCUCCUGCUCAUUCGUCCAGCUCGAUGAUGUCAGUAAUUCCUCCAGCGACGCAACUAAUUACUAAGAAAAAGGGUGUGAAACGGAAAGCAGACACGACAACUCCCAGCACGUGUGCCAUGACUGCGAGUGAGUCCCCUACUCCAGCCUCGGCAGAACCCACACCUUCAAAGCUGGCAUCUCGACGAGGGAGCGGGUGUCCCACCAAACCAGCAAGGAACGAAGUGGAGGAGAUGGAACUCCAGCCAUCCCUGGGGAAGAAGGGGAAACUGACCGAACACCUGAGGCACUGUGACAGCAUCCUGAGGGAGAUGCUGUCCAAGAAACAUGCAGCCUAUGCGUGGCCUUUCUACAAACCAGUGGACGCUGAGGCCCUGGAACUGCAUGAUUAUCAUGAAAUCAUUAAGCACCCAAUGGAUCUUAGCAGUGUGAAAAAAAAGAUGGACAGUCGUGAUUAUCAGGACCCUCAGGGAUUUGCAGCAGAUAUUCGGUUAAUGUUUUCCAACUGUUACAAGUACAACCCUCCAGAUCAUGAAGUGGUGGCAAUGGCCAGGAAACUGCAGGAUGUUUUUGAAAUGCGGUUUGCAAAGAUGCCGGAUGAGCCUGUUGACAUUGCCUUACCUCCUCCCAUGCCACUCCCAACUAUCGCCAAGCCCAAAGUGUCAUCCUCAUCCAAUUCCAAUAGCUCGGAUUCAGAAGAGGAGAGGGCAAAUCGAUUGGCGGAACUGCAGGAGCAGGUGGGUGUCGGCAACCCCUCCUCUCAAAGGACCACGCUGAAAGCUGUUCAUGAGCAGCUGGCAGCUCUGUCUCAGGCUCCUGUCAGCAAACCAAAGAAGAAGAAAGAGAAAAAGGAGAAAAAAAGGAAGGAAAAACACAAACUGAAAGUGGAGGAGAAUGACAAGAAGGUCAAGACCUCUCAGGCGAGCAAGCAAGCACAGUGCAAGAAACACAGCAGCAAGAAGCCCAGCAGUGUGAAUUCACUGACCAGACCCCUGAAGAAAGCUACAAAGCUACCACUACUUUAUGACUCUCGAGGGGAAGAGGACACUCAGCCAAUGUCAUAUGAUGAGAAGCGUCAGCUGAGCCUUGACAUCAACAAACUUCCGGGUGAAAAAUUGGGCUGGGUAGUUCAUAUUAUUCAGUCGAGGGAACCCUCCCUCAGGGACUCCAACCCUGACGAGAUUGAAAUAGACUUUGAAACGUUGAAGCCCACAACUCUACGAGAGCUAGAACGAUACGUCAAAUCCUGCUUACAGAAAAAGCAAAGAAAACCAUAUAACACUUCUCCUGACAUACUCAGUGGUAGAGAUGGUGAAGAGCAGCACACUCUGUGGGACUCCAGCAGGAACCGAACCCCAUUACCAGCUACACCUUCAAAGAAACCUGUUGGGAAAGUGAAGGAGGAUCUUAUUCUGGAGAAGAAGACAGAGAUGGAGAAACGUUUACAGGGCAUGAGUGGGCCACUCAAUCACAGCAAAAAACUGAACAAGAAAGGGGAGAAGUCAGACCUCAGGCAGGGAGGGUGUCCCACCCGUCUCAGUGGCAGCAGCAGCUCAUCCUCUGACUCAGGCAGCACCAGCUCCAGUGUCUCCAGCUCUUCAGAUACUAGUGAAUCUGAUUAGGCCUUUCGAUCUGGGCUCUCAACGUAUACUUUUGGCACAAAGUUCUUCCGGCUGCUGGCCCACAUGACUUGAACCUUACCUCACCAGAUUUGAAAGCUGUGCUGUAUUUUUGAUGAUGAAUGAACCUGAUAGGAGAGACUCUGACAAGCACAUUCCAUUGAUGAUCAUUCACUUCGUUAAAAGCAGUGUGAGAUGUCUGACUGAAGGAUAUAGCCAGUGUCUGAGCACACAGGGACUGACUGAGUGCAAGUGUUUACCCAUGUGUAUAUACCUAAUUUAUUAUGAACCUGGACAAAUAACUCAGCUCAGAACCAACGAGAAAGUUUCCAGGCAGAAUUCUGAUCGUAUGUGUGUAGCCUGGCUUGUGCUAGAUCCUUCGUGUGUUUGUACAGCCCAUGUGACUGGGUGCUGUGAUUUACAAAUUCAAUUUGUUGUGUUUCUUCAGCAUUUUUAUCAUUCUGCUUAAGGUAAAGGAAGGAAUUGAAGCGAUCGGAGUCCAUUGUACAGACAGAAGUAUUGAAACUUUAGAUAAUCGGUUUUGAGUAAGUAUGUUUCUGAUUUCUACAAAGGCCCUUUUGGAUUAAACAGAAUUGGGUUUGGUGACUCGCAGUUGCCUCAGUACAAAGAGACUUGAAAUCCUGGUUGUUUAUUGUUGGAUCAUUUGUGGAUGACUCGGACUGUUCUGUAAGUUAGACAGAAUGUCUCCAGCAUUUUCCCUUGUUAGUCCUUUGAUAUUUAUGUUUUAAUCAGAGAUGAGGAACGAAGUUAAGACAUUUGUGAGACAAUGACGUAUUGGUGGAUAUUACAAACUGUGGUUGCAGGCUGCCCGGACCCUUCACCGCAAACACACUCGAAAGAGUCUCCCUUUCUCCUUUGUCAGUCCAUUUUCUCGCUCUGAGCUUCUCACUCUCUGUCUUGUUAUAAGCUCAUUCUUUCCCCCUCUACAUCAUCAAUCAGAAGUGGGGAUGUGCAAUCAGCAUUGAAGAAUGUUAGGUACCAUUUGUGACUCCUGAGAUACCGAAGUAGUCUGUUUUCAAAUGUGGCAUGACCUCGACAUGAUCCAGGCUUGGGAUGCUAAGUGGUAAGUAACAUUCGUGCUAUGCAAGUACCAGACAAUGGUCCUCUCCAGCAAGAGAGAAUCUAACCAUCGCUGUUUGACCUUUAAUGGCAUUAUCAUCACUGAAUGUCCCACUAUCAACACGUGGGGGUGGGGGCAGUUACCAUUAUCUAGAAACUGAAUUAGACUGGACAUAUAAACGCUGUGGCUACGAGAGCAGGUUAGAGACUUGACUGCAGCAAAUAACUCACCUCUUAAACUCCCAAAGUCCAUCCACUAUUGACAACGUACAAGUCAGGAAUGUUAUGGAAUACUCCCAAUUUGCUUGGAUGAGUGCAGCUCCAACAACACUCAAGAAGCUUAAUAUCCAGCAGAAAGCAACCCACUUGAUUGGCACUACAUCCAAAAACAUCCAUUCCAUCCACAAUUGGUGAUCAGUAGCAGCAGUGUAUGCUGUUUACAAGAUGCACUGCAGAAAUGCAUCAGAUCUUCUUAACAGUGCCUUUCAAAUCCACAACCACUUCCAUCUCAAAGGACAAGGGCAGCGGAUUGGAACACUACCCCCUGCAAGUUAGGGAUUGGCAAGGUGGAUUGGAAGAAGCAUUGCUGAAUUUUAACAACUGUUCUUCAAGUUGCAGAGAUCCAGAUGAUCCUGGAUUUGGACCCUAACUGAAAAAUCAUUGCAGGUUUUUCUGAGUUCUGAAUUUGUCCUCUGAAACUCACCUUCAACAAAUUUCAUUUAUUGCUUCAUAGUAACUCAAUAUAUUUUAUUUCUGUUUAUAAUUAUAAGUUUAAAUUCUAUGUUGGAUACGUUAAGUAUAAAUUAAUGUCGUGAUGUUUAAUGUACAAAGCUUUGUGUCAGCACUGGGUGCCUGAAACAAAAAAAAUCUACUUAAUAUCAACUGAGCUUUUUUGAUUUAUUUCAGUUGUUGACAUUGUGAAGAGAAGUAUGCGAGGAUUGCAGGUUUCAUAAUAAAAUUCAGAGUGUG
This is a messenger RNA of Stegostoma tigrinum, 4566 nucleotides long. RefSeq names its product bromodomain-containing protein 3-like. Gene Ontology annotation, biological process: chromatin remodeling; regulation of DNA-templated transcription. The record is from RefSeq and is a predicted model, not a curated record. Gene Ontology annotation, cellular component: nucleus; chromatin. The transcript is spliced from 13 exons. NCBI's taxonomy places the organism in Eukaryota, Metazoa, Chordata, Chondrichthyes, Orectolobiformes, Stegostomatidae. The coding region runs from base 280 to 2520 and encodes 746 amino acids.